CUCAUCCCCCGCGGAUCCAUCCACUGGCGUUGCUCCGCAGCGCGACGCUCUCUCGUCCCGAGGGAGGGCAAAGGAGGGAGGUGGGGGAGCAGAGUGGGGAGCGGCAGGAGGGGGGCGGUGCGCGGCCACCUCCCCCCAGGACUCGCGAAUCCGCAGCCUCCUCCGCAGCAUCUUCCCAGGCCCGGCCCCCUCCUCCCCCCGCGCCGAUGGUACGCGCCGGCCCGCCUGGCCCGGCUGCAGUGGAUGUUGCUAGAACCCACGCGGAGGAAGGAAGAGACGCAAGCAGGCUGCGGCUACCCAAGCGGCCGCCCCGGCCUCAGGGACCCCUUCCCCGAGAGACGGCACCAUGACCCAGGGAAAGGUCUCCGUGGCUAACAAGGCCCCCGGGACUGAGGGGCAGCAGCAGGCCCAUGGCGAGAAGAAGGAGGCUCCAGCAGUGCCCUCAGCCCCACCCUCCUAUGAGGAGGCCACCUCUGGAGAGGGGAUGAAGGCAGGGGCCUUCCCCCCAGCCCCCACGGCGGUGCCUCUCCACCCAAGCUGGGCCUAUGUGGACCCCAGCAGCAGCUCCAGCUACGACAACGGUUUCCCCACCGGAGACCAUGAGCCUUUCACCACCUUCAGCUGGGACGACCAGAAAGUUCGUCGAGUCUUCAUCAGAAAAGUCUACACCAUCCUGCUGAUCCAGCUGCUGGUGACCUUGGCUGUCGUGGCUCUCUUUACCUUCUGUGACCCCGUCAAGGACUAUGUCCAGGCCAACCCAGGCUGGUACUGGGCAUCCUAUGCCGUGUUCUUUGCAACCUACCUGACCCUGGCUUGCUGUUCUGGACCCAGGAGACAUUUCCCCUGGAACCUGAUUCUCUUGACCGUCUUUACCCUGUCCAUGGCCUACCUCACUGGGAUGCUGUCCAGCUACUACAACACCACCUCUGUGCUGCUGUGCCUGGGCAUCACGGCCCUCGUCUGCCUCUCAGUCACCGUCUUCAGCUUCCAGACCAAGUUCGACUUCACCUCCUGCCAGGGUGUACUCUUUGUGCUGCUCAUGACUCUUUUCUUCAGCGGACUCAUCUUGGCCAUCCUCCUACCCUUCCAAUAUGUGCCCUGGCUCCAUGCAGUCUACGCGUCGCUGGGAGCGGGUGUGUUUACAUUGUUCCUGGCACUGGACACCCAGUUGCUGAUGGGUAACCGACGCCACUCGCUGAGCCCCGAGGAGUAUAUUUUUGGAGCCCUCAACAUUUACCUAGACAUCAUCUAUAUCUUCACCUUCUUCCUGCAGCUUUUUGGCACUAACCGGGAAUGAGGAGCCCUCCCCAUCCCACCAUCCUCCAGAGAAUGUGCCCCCUCCUGGUUCCCUGUCCCUCCCCUGUGCUCCUGCAAGACCAGAUAUAAAACUAGCUGCCAACCCAGUCUGUGGCCAGGCUGCUGUACCCCAGCCCGGCCUGGCCCAGCCCAGCCCUCUGCUGCUUGUACAUAUGCCAUGGGGACCCUGAGGAACUGAGGCCACGUCACCCCCCCGACACCCCAUUCUCCACAUUACAUCUUCCAAACCAGGACAGUCAAGGCUGAAGUUUCCUCUGGGUUUGAGGGCCCAAGGUACAAAUGGGAGAGGCAUAGCAGGAUUUCAGAUGCAGGAGAGAGACCCUGGGAGCCCGACGGAGCCCUGAGCCCCCACAGUUCCUCCCAGGGCCGUACAACCAUGUGACGUUUGGGCACACUGUCCUGCAUCCAGUCUAUGUCCUCCUUUUUCGUCCAGGUCAGGUGUUGACGCUUUGUAAGAAGUGGGGGACGCUGCUGGGCAGGUAGAGUGGGCGGGCAGGAUGGUUGUCCCAGGCUGCCCAUUUUCUCUUGGCUGUGAUUUGGAUGGGGAGGCCAAGGGCAAUGGGAGAGGACUGAAGCCUGUGCUGUCUGUUGCUUGCUGUGAAUGACCCUUCCGGGUCAUGACAGAGCACUGCUGGGGCAGGAGGUGAGGGCCGAGGACCCUGCUCCUCAGUGAUGGCCUGUCCUAGGGCUCGCAUCCUAGGGCUCUCAGGGAGGCAGGAGCAGGGGAGCCAGUCAGGAGGUCUGAGCUGUACCAAACUUGGCAAUCCACCCAGGCCAGCACCCACCCAGAAGCAUUUGAGGUUGCAGGACCAAGCCCCACAUCCUCUCUCUCUCUUCUCUCCACCCGUCAGGCUGUGUGCACAGGCCUGAGGCCGAGCGAGGCGUGUUGGGCCCUCGGGCUGGAUGUUCUGGGGGAGGAGGCGAUCAUUCUAGCUGCUAGGCCAGGCCCAUCUGGAAGGAGUCCUGCUCUGCCCCAGCCCUAACCUGAGGCUGUGCCCAGUCCCUUCUGCACCUCUCGUUUCCUAAACCCUCCCCAUGGGCUGCUGCUGGCUGGCUCGUCCCCAGCCAGGCCUCCUGAGGCCUUUGUAGUUGGCAGCGUCCACAUCUCUCCUAGCUUCACUGGCCACUCACUCAGCCCAGAGUCCCUAAGUGCCCCCAACGCCGCUUAUCUCUGCAUCUCUCCAAUUUGAAAGCCAUCCAGCUGAUGCUAACAGCCAGGGCCAGUCCCUCCAGCUGGUCCCGUGUAAUGAGGCCAGGGCUCCUUAUCAGCUUCCAGGCGGCUGGGAUCUCAGGCAGGGUGUGCGUCAGCCCUCCAACCCCCGGAGGGGCGCCUGCUGGGGAGAGGACCAGGAGGCCACACCUGGGGGAGCGUGCAGCCAGCAUGCGCAGUGGUCAGCUCCAGGCCAGUGGAAAGUUACUGCGAGGAGAUGGGAAAGCUCUGGGAGGAUAGCAGGACCCUCCUUUGGCUUCGCUCUCUGGGGUCCUCUUCUCUCUCUCCAGGGCUGGGAGCUCCAUCUGCCCCGGGAAGGGUGACGAGGUGUACUAACUGUUCCUUCCCAACCCCAUCCCUCCCUGCCCUUCCUACUCGCUUUUAAGAAGCACUGCAGAAGUAUUCGAAGGUUUGUUCCAUCUUGGGGAUUCGAAGAGAAAAGGAGCCAAGAACUGGCAGGUGGUGUGUGUGCGGCAAAAGCACUGGGGGCAUGGGUGGGAUGCCCACUGUGUGCUGGUCUAAACGAACCCAUCGCAGUGACCCCCCAGAGGCAGCACUCCACUCAUGUGGGUCGCAGAGGGAAAAGUCGAGGGGCUCAGAAAGGCUCGGUAAUGUGUCCCAGGUCAUACGGCUAGCUAGUGGCGGGCCUGGGGUUCAGACCCACAGCUGCCUCACGCAAACAGGGUAUGACACUUGCCUCUGUGCCUGGGCGGGGGCCGGAAUGAGACCACAUGGGAGCCCAGAGAGGGAGGUGGUCAGGCCCUGUUGUCCUUGGGGAUUUCUUGUCCUCCGCGCCACCCCGGCCUCCUAUCUCUCCCAAAACCUCUCGCCAGGUUUUGCACACUGAGGUUUCUACCAUCCAGACAUGAGCUGGGAGGCAAGAUUUCUGGUUUCUGGUUCCUAGCCCCACUGCCAGCGGGCUCCUGGUAUUACAUGAGGGUUUCUUGCUGUCUGGGAUUCAGUUUUUCCAUCUGCCACAUGGAAGUUCAUAGCCAGGAUGGGGCUCGAGAGGCACCAGAACACCUCUCCACGGACUUCCUCUCCCGGCUCCCACUCCUCCACCUCCUCUCCUCCCAGCCCCUCGGUUUCCUCUCAUCACUGGCCUCAGUUCCAGAGGAGUCAGCCCCAGCACCUCACUGUCCUGCCACUGUCAGAUGGCCUUGGUCAUGCUUCCUAGAAUCUACUGGUCCAAGUUCUCCUUUCCCUGGGAUAAGUUAUGCAGAAACUGGGGAUUUAGAAACUUAUUCAGGGCUGAGUGCCAAAGGCCCGGGGGAGAAGGAGCAGGCCCUCGGCCAUAAACAGUGAACCGCACACGUCACAGCCAUUUGAGAAAUGGCUUAUUUGCGAGCUGGGGAGGCUGGGCAGAAGAUGCCGAAGGCUCCUACUCCUGGUGCCUGAGCAGAGGGGUCCCAGGUAUCACAGUGUCGGCAGCAGAGUCCAGGCCAAAGUCUACGCGUUCCAUCUCCAGGCAGUGGGGAGCCCGGAAACACCAGGAGAGGUGUCGGAAGGAGGAAGGGUGGGGAACAGGAAUGCAGGAUUACAGGAAACCGCAGCUGAGCAGAUGUCACAGCUGUAGAGGAGGAAGGGAACCUGCGGGCCCCUCACAUUUUUGGCCUGGGUGGGGCUGGGCCUGGGAAGGGGUGGGCUAGGUUUUGUAAAGCUGGAGGCAGCCAGGAAUCUGAUCAUCUGCAAUGUGACGUGAGGGGUCUCCCACUGAAGUCCUCUCCUAGAAGUGGCAGAUGGGGGCUAGGGAGGCACGCGCGAGUCUGGAACUCAUUCCCGGGGAACACCUAUGGCUACUUCUGUAUCACCUGGGGAAGCCCCAGAAUCUUAGUUCUUCCAUUCUCUACUCUUUCUUCCGAAGGAGUCAGGAUAGGACAGACACCUGUUUUCCAAAAGGCUGGUACCUCCCUCCCUGGCCCACCUGAGGCAAAGUCCCAGGUGUCCUAGCUGCUCUCCUGGAUGGGUUGGGAUUUUGAACAAGCACUUUUCUGCCCUCUGGUGGCUGCUUGAGGAAACGCGGAGCCUGGGUGGGAGCAUCACCAAGGGCCCAUGUGACUGGAGGCUGGGGCAGGAUCGGGCCACCAGCUCUUCUCAGACAGCCCUAGACUCAUCUUCUCAUCAGCCACCACUGAGCCCUUUUGCUGAAUGAUGGUUGCAUCUCUCAGACACAGUGUACCUCCACCUGAGCCCUCCUGAGUGCCUGAGGGCAGACACAGCUCCAGGGACCUGGCCCUGCUGCCAUACCCCAGACACUCCUGCUGUCCACUGGCCUCAGCUCCUGCAAGCAACCCCCUGUCUGCGCCUUUUCCCUUCCCUGGCCUUGCCUUCCUGGGGUCUGUGACUGACUGGAGAUAAAAAUAAAAGCAAUUCUGACA
Molecule: messenger RNA, 4905 nt
Organism: Saimiri boliviensis boliviensis (Bolivian squirrel monkey)
Lineage: Eukaryota; Metazoa; Chordata; Mammalia; Primates; Cebidae
Gene: FAIM2
Product: Fas apoptotic inhibitory molecule 2
Biological process (GO): negative regulation of apoptotic signaling pathway
Cellular component (GO): membrane; Golgi apparatus; endoplasmic reticulum
Source: RefSeq, a predicted model, not a curated record